UCUCCUUUCAUUUUUUUUCACCUCCCACGGCCAUUAAAGAAAAAGGAGAAAUUUCUCAAAAUGAUAAUAAAAAAGUAAAAAGUUCCUUCUCCUUCGUCGUGUUCUCCCCUAGCCCCCCUUGUCUAUCCUAACAUCUAGUCUCCCCCGUCCUUAGUUCUCCAGCAACCGGAUUCUGGGUUCUGCUCUCCGGCGGAGAACGAUGCUGUUUGGGAUGUGAGGGAGUUGCUCGAAGUGGUAUAUACAUGUAUCGAGAGAGGGAGAGAGGCGUAAGGUUGAAGAACAAGGAGUAAAAUAGGAAUAAAAGAUGCGAAUUCUGUGUGAUGCGUGCGAGAGCACCGCCGCCAUACUCUUCUGCGCCGCCGACGAGGCCGCCCUCUGCCACUCCUGCGACGAAAAGGUUCAUAUGUGCAACAAAUUGGCUAGCCGACAUGUACGAGUUGGUUUGGCUGACCCCAGUGACGCUCCACGCUGUGACAUAUGUGAAAAUGCACCUGCGUUCUUUUACUGUGAGAUAGACGGUAGUUCCCUUUGCCUCCAAUGCGACAUGGUUGUACAUGUCGGUGGCAAGAGAACGCAUGGGCGUUUUCUAUUGCUGAGGCAGAGAAUCGAGUUUCCAGGUGACAAGUGUGGCAGUGUUGGAUUACAAGGCAAGGAGCAGAACCGUGCAAGGGAGAACCCACAAGAGCCAAAAUCAAAUGCUGAGCCCGAUGGCAAGGUGGAGAGCAAACUGUUCGAUCCGAAUGCAAAUCCUCAGAGAAUACACGACCCAGCUUCGAAUAACCAGGAGAGGGGCAUUGAUGUAAAUAACAUGAAUAAUCACGAGCCCGGAAGCCUUGUUCCUGUAGGACCCUUUCAAAGAGAGCCUGAAAAAUAAGCAGCUCCGCCUUGUCUUUCACAGUGCCUUAAUGGAUCGACUCAGUCAUUUAAAGUUGUCGGUUUUCGGCUAUAGGUUCAUUGCACUGCAGGUGUUCUUGAGAGGCCUUUCAAGCAUGCUUGCAUCACAGACUUGUUUUUUUCUUCUUCAGGAGGGAAGCCUCCAUGGUCGUGCAUAUUCUUGGUUAAGUUAAGCUGAUGGUAGCUUUAAGGUUUUUCAGAAUGUAAUUUCCGAACAGUUCAAUGAAUUGAAGUUUCCAGAUG
Tarenaya hassleriana is the source of this 1137-nucleotide messenger RNA. RefSeq names its product B-box zinc finger protein 19-like. Gene Ontology annotation, biological process: photomorphogenesis; regulation of DNA-templated transcription. Gene Ontology annotation, cellular component: nucleus. Bases 305 to 874 code for a protein of 189 amino acids. The record is from RefSeq and is a predicted model, not a curated record. The transcript is spliced from 5 exons. Gene Ontology annotation, molecular function: zinc ion binding. Lineage: Eukaryota; Viridiplantae; Streptophyta; Magnoliopsida; Brassicales; Cleomaceae.